UUACAAAACAGACAGCUUUUGCUUUGUGGACUUACCUAUCAGAUAAAUCUCAAAGCUAGAAACAGUUAUUUCAGCUAUGUGUGGAUUUGUGUUUUCUCUCUGUACAUUUGGAGGUUUUAUUUUAUGUUUAAGUCAUUGUGUUUCAGGCAGAUUUACAGAUGACAUACUACACAACAGGGCUAAUUCUUCAAGACAUAUGAGAAGUGUUGGAAGACCGGCUCCUAUUGACUGUAAACUCAAGAGCUGGUCAGCAUGGUCACCAUGUAACUCUUGUACAGAGAGGAUGUUUCGUUUCCAGUACUUGGAGCGUCCCUCUCAGUUUGGGGGUCAGCAGUGUGUUCACAGUCAGUGGGAUAAGAGGAAAUGUCCAGCAGAGGGAGACUGUCAACCUCAGGACCACUGCGGAGAAAUGUUCGCAUGUGGGCCCAGUGGACGUUGUAUUGGACAGCAGCUUCGCUGUAAUGGUGAGACCGAAUGUCUAUCAGAGGAAGAUGAAUCUGACUGUACUGUCAUCAAUACAAGAGAAACCAAAUGUAAAGAAACCGACAUGAUGCUCAUACCAGGAGCUGAGAAAGGCACUCAAGGAUAUAAUGCCUUAUCGGAUACUUUUAUGAAUCCCGUUCUUGACCCCAAAUACUAUGGAGGCAUUUGUGAAUACAUCUAUAACGGAGAGUGGCGCAAACUCACCUACGAUCCCUUCUGUGAACACCUCGGUUAUGAUGAUGAUGAAAAGUAUUACCGGAAACCUUACAACUUCCUCUCCUAUCAGUUUAUGGCACAAGCAUCUACUGAGGAAAGUACAGAUUAUUACGAGGAUGCUGUUAGUUUUCUCAAAGCAAUUAGGACAGAAUCAUCUUCGAACGUUGGAGUUUCAGUUGGAAUCUAUCAUGUGGAAGCUGGUGUUAACAUGGGCCACGAACAAACUUUUUUAAAAAACAUAUCACAAUACAACAAUAAGGAGGUGGGUUUCAUCCGGCUGUUGUCAAGAGUGCAGACAGCACAGUUUAAGAUGAGGAGCAAAGACCUGAUGCUGGAUGAAGAGAUGCUGUGGGCUCUGACCGAACUUCCUGACGAGUACCACUUCGCCGCUUAUUCCCAAUUUUUUAAUGAAUACGGCACACACUACGUCACAGAGGGAACCAUGGGUGGAGUCCUGGAUUAUGUUGUGAUUGUAAACAAGGAUACCAUGAGAGAAAGAGAAUUAACAGGGAAAGAGUUUGGUAUCUGCAUUGGUGGCUCUUUGGGCUUGUCUGUGACUGAGGAGAUCAGUGCCCAAUUGACAGUGAAAGGAAGACAUUGUAAAAAAGACGGAGAAGUGAAUGAAUUUAAUAGGAAAUCCGACAAAGUUAUUGAGGAUGUCAUUAGCUUUGUGAAAGGAGGACAUACGGGCCCUAGCAGUGCAAACUUGGUCAUCAGGGAUGGCAAAAGUUACAAGAAUUGGGGAAAGAGUCUUAAAUACAACCCGGCAUUGAUUGAUUUUGAGAUUCUACCAAUAUACGAGUUGGUGCGCUUUAGCACGGCAGCUGAGCAGCUGCGUCCAAAGAUGCCCCAUCUUAAGAUGGCAUGGGAAGAGUACAUGCAGAUAUUCAACACGUGUCACUGUGCCCCUUGCAUGUACAACGGAGUUCCUGUGCUCACCAGGGCGGACUGCAGCUGUUUAUGUAAAAGUGGAUACAGUGGAGAUGCUUGCGAAGUGACUCAAAGAGAAGGUCCUACAGAUGGAUCCUGGAGCUGCUGGAGCAGCUGGUCCUCCUGCACAUCUGGAAAAAAGACGCGGAAGCGGGAAUGUAACAACCCUGCACCAAACGGUGGUUUACCUUGUCAAGGAAACAAGGUUCAGAUAAAGAGUUGCUAAGUGUUGCUAAGUUUGUUUUACACACAAAUGUUAAUAAGUGCGCAUUUAAGAAUGUAUGUGCAGUAAUAAAGGUGAAACACAUGUCA
Molecule: messenger RNA, 1941 nt
Organism: Misgurnus anguillicaudatus (oriental weatherfish)
Lineage: Eukaryota; Metazoa; Chordata; Actinopteri; Cypriniformes; Cobitidae
Product: complement component C8 alpha chain
Biological process (GO): complement activation
Cellular component (GO): membrane attack complex
Molecular function (GO): protein binding
Source: RefSeq, a predicted model, not a curated record